Messenger RNA from Sus scrofa (pig), 7862 nucleotides. It is a transcript of the gene HOXB3, whose product is annotated as homeobox B3. NCBI's taxonomy places the organism in Eukaryota, Metazoa, Chordata, Mammalia, Artiodactyla, Suidae. Gene Ontology annotation, cellular component: nucleus. Gene Ontology annotation, molecular function: RNA polymerase II cis-regulatory region sequence-specific DNA binding; DNA-binding transcription factor activity, RNA polymerase II-specific. The record is from RefSeq and is a predicted model, not a curated record. Gene Ontology annotation, biological process: anterior/posterior pattern specification; regulation of transcription by RNA polymerase II; embryonic skeletal system morphogenesis.
UUUUUUCUGGGGGGGGAUUGUUUUAUGAGCUCUUUUUACAAGGGAAAGAAAAAACACUUUCUCGCCUCCUUUUUCUUUUUCAACUAUCUUUGAGGGAUUUUUAUGGUGGACGCUCGGUCAGGUUUGCUGCUUUUUAUGGUGACUGAUGCUUGGAUCAGGGAGAGAAGGGGGCUGCCACCUGGAGAGUGUUUGAACUGAUUGGAACUGAGGUGUUAGGACCCCAGAAAUACCCCAGAAAAGGUUGUUUGUGAGAUGGCUCAGAUGUGCUUUUCUGGUUUUAGAAAAUGCAGGAGGGCCUGGGAAGUGUGCCUGUGUGUGCGUGUGUGUGUGUGUGUGUGUGUGUGUGUGUGUAGCGAGGUGAGGUACACUAGUGGCCCGCGUGUUCCGUGACUCUGCUUGUCUAUACUGGGGGCUGGUGUCCCACAUGUUUGUUUACCGGUGAGCUGUUGUCACUGCCACCUCCUGGAAAAAUGGCAUGCAGGUUUGGGAAGGAAUGCCCCAACCUCGGAGCUGGGUAUAGAUGGAUGUCUUCUUCUUCUUUUCUUUUUAUGUCUAGCUUGGGAUUGUAGACAAAUAUUUGCAACUCUCUGGAGCAGGAAACUGUUCCGUUUACAGGCAAGGUUCGUUGACACCCGGAAUCUUCCUCUUCAACUCUGCCCCCUCCCUUCUUCCUGGAGGCUCAGUGUUUUUGGUUCCCUUUUACUCUCUAGGUUUGGGGGCCUUUUCCUGCACACGCCCCCCCCCCAAGCCCUGCUUCUGAGGGUGAGAGAGCCAGUGGGCUCUGCCUCAGACCAGAAUGCGCUGGCCCCUUUUCCCUGGGGCUCACUGAGGGUUUGGAAGCAGGAGGCUGGCAGGAGAGAGAGUUCAUGGAGAGGCCACGUUUUCUAGGCGAUUAGCUCAGUAUUAGAACCACAAAAUGACCUCGGAAGCCCCUUGACCUCUCCGAGACUGGACAUUGUGUUGGCUCUUGCCUCCUGCCCAGAAAGGAAAGUCACACCUCUGCAGGGAGGGAUCGUUGGGCUGUUGUGUGUCCCAUCAUCUCCAGCCCCCACAAGCCCCCAACCCCUUCUUUGCUAUCUUGGAAUUUCUGGAUUAUUCUUCUAUUACUCUCCAUGGGGUAAAGGAAUAAAAAAGUUAAGCUGAGCUGGAGGAGUGAAGGCGGGUGCUUCUUCCAUCUGCCAGACUCCACCACCCCCAAGUCUGUUUUUCCCUCCUUCUUUCCUGUUUCCUUGGAGGGAGCCGAGGGGAGAAAGACAAAGGGAGGCAGAUAUGAGAGGUCCAGGGGCUUCAGAGGGCUAGGGGAACAAAUCCCUGGUGCUAAGGAGAGAGGGCUCCCACCAUGGCUACUAUCUCUCAAGGUGUGUUAUCCUAACCCACAGCCUCAUAACCCAUUUUUUUGGACGUUCCUUUGUUUAGGAAGCUUCUUCUCUAAUCACUCUCACCCGCUUCCUCACUCCCCACUGUCCAGCUACUCACAGAACCCACAGAAUACCUCCCCACCAGAGGAGCAAGAGAGAGAAGGGGGAAUGGGUCAGGGCAGGCUGUGCUGAUCAUUUCCAGGGACUGCUGUGCCAUGUUAACCAAAGUUUCCAGCAACUUUUAAUUUUAAGAGAUGCAUGGACAGUUGACUAGGAUGUGAACUCUGAACACAGAGCCUUUUCAAACCUGUGUUCUAUGUGCUGUAUCUUAAACAUCGACCCCAGCAGCCAGCCAUCCUCUUGAGGGGAUAGAGACAAAGACAGACAGACACACCGACAGACUCCAGCUGGGGAGAGGAAAUGUUCCCUUGUGUUCAGAUUAGGAGAGACAGAACCUUGCUGAGAAGUAUGUGGGGUGUUGGUUUGCAUUUUGUAAAUUGUCUCCUGUAUCUUGGGGACUGUUUCAGGUGAGGAGAAAUCACAGGUGCUGGUAUCCUCUCCUUUGUCCCUGAAUGGCUUACUAAAUGCAGGGGCUGGAGGCCUUGGUAAGAAAAAGCAGGCCGGACUGCUCCUGGGAUGAAAAUAUUUGAGGCUCAGGGAAAAUGUGUACCCAUUACUCAUAAGGGCAGAUAACCAAUUGUGAGCCCUCUGUGGGCCCAGGUGACAAAGAUCUAGUCACCUGGGUCUUCGAAUGCUACUCUGCAACGUGAGGAUUCAAGGUCCAUCAGAGGGAAAGCGGGAAAACAAUGGAAACAGAAGGUGGGGGUUCCUUCAAGGGUUUCAAACUCCCCCCCCCCCCGUUGGGGACCUUCCUGCCCCCUCACUCCAAGCCCUCUGACCUCUGCAAAGCUGAGCCCUUCGAGCAGGCAGGCGCCUCUGGCCCUUGGGCUCACCUCCUGUUCUCCGAACCUUUGGACCCCUCUUCUUCCAUCGGCCCUCCCCGCUCCCCCUCCUGCUUGCACCCUGCCUGGGCUGACAGGGGCCGCCCGCGGUGGGUCUCCCUGGGCAGCGGCAGCCCGGGAGGGGGGUCUGGUUGGAAAGCCGAGUUGGGAAGUUUCCCAGCGUGAGUUGAGCGCUGACGGAUUUGCGAUGGGCCAUAAAACCGGCGCGUUCAGAUUCGUAAAUCAAUCUCGCCUUUCUCACAGUAUAAACGUUCGCUUUAUCGGCAGCAAGAAAGCGCUCUGCUCGCGCCCGGGCGCUUGUUUAUUUGAACAUGGACAUUCCCAGGAUCCGAAAAGAGUGUGGGCAUUUUCACAGAACCUGCCCGGCGUGCCUUCGUGUCAUUGGCGCUUCUUUUCUCUCCUCUUUCAAAAUGAUGUCUCGGUUUCAGAGACUGCUGUCUUCGCAGGUUCCAGCACCAUCCCUCUCCUCCCCCCUCCCUCUGCCCACUCCCUCUCGUAUUUUUUCUUUUUAGAUUUUAGUGGGGUGCUUUGCUUUGGGGGACCAGUUUUAAUGGAUUUCUGGCCAGGACCUUGCAGAGAGCUGCCCUCAGUGGAGCCGGGUGCAGGGCUGAAUUCUAUACCAGUCUGGGUUUUGUCUCCGCACAAUCAAAGCUGACUACCCCCCUACAGAGCCGGGGGCCUGCCGGCGCCCCACCCAAGUGUCGUCGUCAGGAGCGGGGUUUCGAGGGGACCUGGCUGGCCCAGGGCCUCUGGCAGGGGCCUCGCUGCCGCUACCGCCAGACCAGACCCGGCUCCAGAAGGGGGUGGCAGUUUCUUCGGGGAUUGGUUGGGGCCCCCAGGAUGGCAGCCUUCUCCCCAUCGAGUCGCUUUUACUUCUGACCCCUCCAAACAAACCACUGGCGGCCCUCGAGCCCCACACCCCCUCCCCAAAGGGCACCAGUCCUCCCUGGGUCCUCCGGUCCCUGCAGCUGCGGCUACCCCGGAGCUGCUGAAGAUAAGGCCGGGAGUGGGGGCGAGGGGCUCCUGCAGGAAUGUCUUCUCUGCUUCCCUUUGCAACCCCAUCCCACACCGCUGGCCAAAGACUCUAACUGGUCUGCUCCUUCUGGCGCCAAGCUGUAUGUGAAGGUUUGGGAGGAUUUUUUUGUUUUGUUUAUAUCUGAGAUGAAGUCUGUGUACGUGUGUCUCUCUCUAGGCCGAGGGAAUGGAUUUCUCCUAUCAUCACCAGUGUUUAACCCUUUACUAUACGACCCCCCCCCCAUCUUCUUCCUAUUGAGCUGUCUCCAUUGUCUGCGGAUUGGAAGCACAGGGUACUAACACCUGGGAAAUAGGGAUGGGGCUGUCAGGCCAACUUCAAAGCCUCUUUCUUCCCUUUCCCUCCCCUCCCCUCCAGUUCAAAUCUCCAGCUGUCUUCACUAGUGUGUUGGGGGGUGGGGAGGGACUGAGACAGGGUGUGACAUAGGUACAGAGAGAUGGAGUGUCCACUUCUUUUGUGUAGGAAUCUGAGUCCAGGUCUUUGUCUCUAGAGUAUAUUCUCAGUCGGUCAGGAGAAUUUGGUUCCCUAGAAUAGUAACGACACAAGGAAAAAAAGUCCCCCUUGCGGUUACUCUCAACUCUGGAAGCUCCCAAGUAAUUUCUUCGCCCUGUCCCUUUUCUGCCCUUUCAAAAGGUACCACAAAGGAUUUUUUUAAAAAGCUAGUUGAAGCCAGAAGCCCUGUUCCUUAUGCAUAUAUGUAUUCUGGACUUAUGAUGAAGUGUUUCUUUUGAAGCUGGUCCCUUUAGACAUUUUGGUGGUUAUUUAAGAAAGAGGGGGAGUGGGUCUCACUAAAAUAAAUACCCCAGGAGUGAGGGAGAGAAUAGAGUUGGGGGAAUCUUCAUCUUAAAGGAUGCAGAGCGAGGACCUGGAUGCUGAGAAAUCCGGGGGCUCGGAGAAGGACUCUGCGCCCAUCCCACCCCACCCCCCAGACGCCCCUGCAGACUAUUUCUGCACCUCCACGAACUAAGCAGAAGCAGGAGGAGAAGGGAGAGAGGAGAGGUGGGCUGUGGGUAAGUGUGUCUGGGUGGGGGUUGGUUAGGGAGCGUGGAGACACAGCAGAUACAGAUGUGAAUGUGGGAGAGAGGAGAACUUGCUACUAUUCCAUUGGUGGGUUGGGGGGAACCUAUUUUGCAGGAAAAUCUCUCCUCCUGAAGGGGAAGGUCAUAGUGGUCCUCUGAGCCUGAAAUCGAAAGACCCCCUUCCCCCUCCUGGUCACGUGAUUCAUUAAAUAAUUAAUGCCGAGGUUGCAGAAUAGAUAUGUAUUCGUCAGGAAAAUCGCAGGCUCGGUCUCCCUGUUUCUGACGUGCAAUUCAACUGUCCUUUGAAAAACAAGCCUGUACCCCGAGAAAAAAAGAGAGGGGGAGAGAGAGGGAGAGAGAGAGAAAAAGAGAGGGAGGCAGCAAUAAAACAGCCCCGCAGCCGGAGCCACACCGCGGGCUGGGGUAUUGAGGGGAGAUUUCUCGCCUGCCGCUCGCGCUGGGGCUCGAUGUGAAUAUAUAUUAUGUCUGCCUGUUCUCCCCUCGUCGGUGGCUAAGGUCAACCGCUGCUCCGAACAGACCCCGGGAGGAGGUGGGCAGAAAGGGGAGGGGGGUCCGGCGUGCCACGUGACCCCCAGGGGUGCCAAUGUCCGGUCGUGAGGGUAUCAGGCCCUUGCAAGUUGCCACCCACUGCCCGGGCCUCGCCCAGCAAUGCAGAAAGCCACCUACUACGACAACACCGCGGCCGCACUCUUCGGAGGCUACUCCUCGUACCCUGGCAGCAAUGGCUUCGGCUACGACGGUCCCCCGCAACCCCCCUUCCAGGCCGCCACGCACCUGGAGGGCGACUACCAGCGCUCAGCGUGCUCACUGCAGUCCCUGGGCAACGCCGCCCCUCAUGCCAAGAGCAAGGAGCUCAACGGCAGCUGCAUGAGGCCCGGUCUGGCCCCCGAGCCCCUGCCCGCCCCGCCCGGCUCACCCCCGCCCAGCGCCGCACCUACCAGUACCACUAGCAACAGCAGUAACGGGGGCGGGCCCAGCAAAAGCGGGCCUCCCAAGUGCGGUCCCGGCUCCAACUCCACCCUCACCAAACAGAUAUUCCCCUGGAUGAAAGAGUCGAGGCAAACGUCCAAGCUGAAAAACAGCUCCCCCGGCACAGCGGAGGGCUGCGGCGGCGGCGGCGGCGGCGGCGGAGGAGGAGGCAGUGGUGGCGGGGGCGGGGGCGGCGGCGGGGGAGGGGACAAGAGCCCCCCGGGGUCGGCGGCGUCCAAGCGGGCACGGACGGCGUACACGAGCGCGCAGCUGGUGGAGCUGGAGAAGGAGUUCCACUUCAACCGCUACCUGUGCCGGCCGCGCCGCGUGGAGAUGGCCAACCUGCUGAACCUCAGCGAGCGGCAGAUCAAGAUCUGGUUCCAGAAUCGGCGCAUGAAGUACAAGAAGGACCAGAAGGCCAAGGGCCUGGCCUCGUCUUCGGGGGGCCCCUCCCCCGCCGGCAGCCCCCCGCAGCCCAUGCAGUCCACGGCCGGCUUCAUGAACGCCUUGCACUCCAUGACCCCCAGCUACGAGAGCCCGUCCCCGCCCGCCUUCGGCAAAGCCCACCAGAAUGCCUACGCGCUGCCCUCCAACUACCAGCCUCCUCUCAAAGGCUGCGGCGCCCCGCAGAAGUACCCCCCGACCCCGGCGCCCGAUUACGAGCCUCACGUCCUCCAAGCCAACGGGGGCGCCUACGGGACGCCCACCAUGCAGGGCAGCCCGGUGUACGUGGGCGGGGGCGGCUACGCGGAUCCGCUGCCGCCCCCUGCCGGCCCCUCCCUCUACGGCCUCAACCACCUUUCCCACCACCCCUCUGGGAAUCUGGACUACAACGGGGCGCCCCCUAUGGCCUCCAGCCAGCACCACGGACCCUGCGAUCCCCACCCUACCUACACAGACCUCUCCUCUCAUCAUGCGCCUCCUCCUCCUCAGGGUAGAAUCCAAGAAGCGCCCAAGUUAACACACCUGUGAUGGGAGAGGGAGGGUCGGAGGGACAAGGUCCUGGGGUAGGGGAGACCCAGGAGGGACGGGGACUGUGGAGCUCUGCGGAGGGGGGGGGGCACCCUGGACAUCUGAGAGAAAAGGCAGGGAGGUGGCAGUUAGGCUUCCUGGGAGGGAAGGGCCUGGAGCUCCUUCUUCUUCCCCUGGCCUCAGAGGUUGCCUUUUUAAAGUCUUGCAGCCCUUGUUCAGUCUGCCUGUGUAUCCACUGGAAAGGAAUCCACAGCAGAGUAGAGAUGACCCCAUCAAUCCCAGGCCUCCAGCAAUACCCAGAUGGAAGUCCACCCUGGGCACUGGAGUAGAGGAAGAGGAGAUAGGGCAACAAGGCAGAGAAGCACAUUUUUAAAAACCGACGAGAUGGCUAGGCCAUCACCAGCCAACCAACCAACUUACCUUUGGUCUCUGUGGGUAAUUCCCCAAAUCUUGAUUUUUUUUUUUCUUCUGGCAAUUCUCCUUAAAAAAAUUAAAAACACACUUCAAAACCAAGGGCACAAAGCACGUUUCCCUCCCAUUUCUCUGAAUCCUCAAAUUUCUUCCCAUCUAUUUGAGGUUGCUGGGGUACUCCCUGCAUUUCUCGUCCCAUAUUUUUCUGCUCUAGGACAUGCAUAUCUAUACCCCGUCCCCAUCAAUUAUACUCUUCAGAGGGCUCAGGGAUGGUGAGAGAUCUUGAAAGUCAGAGCUGUUUAUAUUAUAAAUAUAUAUAUAUAUAUUUUCUCUUAUAGUAAAAGCUGGGAGGUAAGGGCUGGCAAGUUGUCAGGACUGAAGGUUUGCCCAUUCUGCUGCCUCCCAUCUCAGCUCCAGGUCCAUCCCCCUCUUUCAACAGAAAGCAAUCGGUGACACGAGGUUCCACACUUUUCUUUUCUUCUGUUGCUCUCUUGACUUAACGUGAAAACAGGGUAUAUUUUAACAAACUGUCUGUCCCAGGGCCGGGCUGCAGCUGGGCCUGUGCGCCUUGCUCAACCCGGGACAGGACACUUUUGUUGCACUUAGAGUUUACAUUUUAAUGGAUAUAAAAACAACUGUGAGAGAUGCCUGGGCCUGCAGGAGUCCAGCAUUGCUCAAAAAGCGUGUGUUCUAGUGAACAUUUUCAUAUAUAUUUAUUGGUUAUAGCCUGUUAAAGUAUUUUCUUUUUUGUAUUAUUUAUCCCCCAACAUUAUGUAUUUAUAUGAGGGAAAAAGGAAAAAAAACUGUACUUUUUUUUAGUAUUUACUUGUUAUAAAGGACGUUGUGUUCCCUGUCAUGUAAAACCAGCUAUUUUAGUUAUUAUUGUACUCUAGAAAAGAGCUGUAGAUUUAUGUUAAACUCGUACUUAUGAGCAAUUGUAAUUAGUUCUAAAAGGCAUGAACUCAGCUCCUAAUUGUCACUGUAUAGUCCUGAAUUUGUAGAAUUAGAGUUAAUUCCCUCUUGGAACUUUCUUUGUUCUUCCGUAGUUACUUUUUCCCUUACUUAAAAGGGUUGUCUGUCAAACAAUUCUUGAAUAAACUUUCUGUUAUCAAUUUUA